AUGACCAACACUACCUGGAAUCAUGAGUCGGACAAAGAUUUGCUGCUAACUAUUAUCGCUCGGGGUAGUUUGACAAGCAUUGUAUGGAAGGAUAUUGCUGCCGAGAUGACAGCAUUAGGUUAUGGAUUUUCUCACGAAGCAUGUCGCCAACACUUUCAAAAAAUUCGCAAGCAGCGUAGAAAUGCACUAGGUACAUCAAGCACCCCCUCAAGCAGCGCUACAACACCAAAGAAAAGGAAGACACCAGACGCACCAAAGACUUCAGCCACUUCUAAGGGAAACAAAAACAAUACCACAUCUGUCGAUGUCGAGGAUGACGAUGAAGGUUUCGAAGAUACACCUACCAAAAAGUCUAAAACUGCCAAAGUCGAGAGAGGGUUUUUGCAAGCUCCUAUCUUCAAGAUGGAGGACACAGGCCGAGAAAAUGUUUAUGGGGGACGUCCAUACAUUGAUUUGGAGCGGAAUGACCUUUAUGACGACGAGGAGUAG
Messenger RNA from Glarea lozoyensis ATCC 20868, 489 nucleotides. RefSeq lists its product as uncharacterized. The coding region runs from base 1 to 489 and encodes 162 amino acids. Lineage: Eukaryota; Fungi; Ascomycota; Leotiomycetes; Helotiales; Helotiaceae. The transcript has 3 exons. The record is from RefSeq and is a predicted model, not a curated record.